AGCUUGAAAACACGCGCAGUAGCUGUGUAAAAAACGUAGUUAUUAAGAAGUGGCUUUGCAUUUUGUUCUUAGAGGACAAACAUUCACAGUUCGGAGCAACUUCACAACAUAUUGGUAUUACUAUAUAUAUUUCUUCUCUGCAAUUACUGGAAGGGAACACUUCAGUUCUGCUUCUUCACUUUUUCACGUUAUUUUUGAGUCGAAUAACCACAACACUCAGUCAAAUUCCGGCGAAAUAUGUCCGUUAGCUUUUCUACGCUGGUGCAGCGCGCACGUCCCGCGUCGAACCACGCCACUUCGGCGGCGUUCCGCGAGGUCCUGAGCAAGCUGCCGCCUACCAACGUGUCCACCCUCGGCAACGGCGUGCGUGUGGCAUGCGAGGAGAACCCGCUCUCCAAGAUUGCGACCGUCGGUGUCUGGAUGGACUCUGGCUCCCGCUACGAGCCCGCCGCCUCCGCCGGCACCGCCCGUGUGCUGGAGAAGUGUGGCUUCCUCGGCACGACGAACCAGAGCGGUGCGCAGAUCGCCAAGGCCGUAGAGGAACUCGGUGGUCAACUGGAGGUGAACGUGGGCCGCGAGCACACCUACCUCUACAUGAAGGUCACAAAGGAGAACACCGCGCGCGCGGUAGGCCUGUUGGCCGAUGUGGUGCGUAAUGCUCGCCUGGCGGAUGAGGACAUCGUGAAGGCGCGGGCGAUGGUGCACGAGGAGCAGCGCCUCUUCGAGGAGCGGCCGGACGACAUUGUGAUGGACAACCUGCACCGCUGCGCCUUCGACAGCACACCCUACGGCGUCGGCACCCCCCUCUACGGCACCGAGGAGGGCGUGAAGAAGGUGACGGCGGACCAGCUGCGCCAGUUCCGCGACAGCACCCUCGCCGGCAGCCGCGUCGUGGUGGUGGGCAGCGGCGGCGUCGACCACACCGCCCUCGAGAAGGCGGCGCAGAGCCACUUCGGCGAUGUGGCGACAGCCCCUCAGAAGACCAUCACCAUGCCGGAGUCGCGCUACGUCGGCGGCGAGUACCGCUUGUGGAACCUUCGCUACAAGACCGUGAACGUCGCCUGGGCCUUUGAGACGUGCGGGGCGGCGUGCGAGGAUAACAUCCCCCUCGCCCUCGCCUGCGAGAUUCCCGGCUCCUUCCACCGCUCCCAGCACGAGCUCGGCCAGCACGCCAUGCACCGUGUGCUGAAGACCUUCUCCUCGCUGGACCACUCCACUCCCACCAAUACGCACUUCAACGAGAAGUCGAUCGAGAUAGCGAACCCCUUCCUGGAGAGCUACAAGGACGUGGGGCUGUGCGGCAUGUACGUCGUCGGCCGCCAGGCGCAGGGCGGUCCGGGCGACGGCGGUGUCAUCGUCGAGGUGCUGCAGUACACGAUCGCCGAGUGGUGCCGCUUUGCGCAGAAGAUGCUGCACGACAACGAACUGGCGCAGGCGAAGGUGAACAUGAAGGCGCAGCUGCUCUUCAACAUGGACGGCAGCGCGAACGCGGCGAAGGACAUUGGUCGCCAGGUGCUGCACUACGGCCGCCGUGUACCGCUGACGGAGAUGUACGACCGCAUUGACGACACCACCGGCACCAAUGUGCAGGAGGUGCUUCAGCACUACUUCUACGGCCGCAAGCCCGUGUACAGCUACCUGGGCUACAUCUCUGCCAUCCCGAACUACGAUUGGACCCAGCAUUGGUCGUACAAGUACUGGUAUUAA
Molecule: messenger RNA, 1707 nt
Organism: Leptomonas pyrrhocoris
Lineage: Eukaryota; Euglenozoa; Kinetoplastea; Trypanosomatida; Trypanosomatidae
Product: putative mitochondrial mitochondrial processing peptidase, beta subunit
Exons: 1
Coding region: 238-1707 (489 amino acids)
Cellular component (GO): mitochondrion
Molecular function (GO): metal ion binding
Source: RefSeq, a predicted model, not a curated record